Messenger RNA from Polyodon spathula (Mississippi paddlefish), 7127 nucleotides. RefSeq names its product A-kinase anchor protein 12-like. Gene Ontology annotation, molecular function: protein kinase A binding; calmodulin binding. Gene Ontology annotation, biological process: regulation of protein kinase C signaling; signal transduction. The coding region runs from base 151 to 6348 and encodes 2065 amino acids. Lineage: Eukaryota; Metazoa; Chordata; Actinopteri; Acipenseriformes; Polyodontidae. The transcript has 4 exons. The record is from RefSeq and is a predicted model, not a curated record. Gene Ontology annotation, cellular component: cytoplasm.
UGCAGGGAUCCUGGUUGCACUUGAGUCUGACUGCUCAGGAAGGUUUUGGAGAUAGUAUUUGUUGUUGGAUUUUUUUUUUUUUUUUUUUUUCCCCAGUUGUAGUCAUCUGUUUUUUUCUAACAGUAGAAAAAAAUACGGUGUUGCUCAGCUAUGGGAGCAGCAACAUCUGCAGAGAGGGCUGGAAAGAGCGAAGAGGAUGGGGACCCUAAUGAACAGCAGAGUGAAGCUGUGAAUGACGAGAUUCAAGGAGAGGGAGCUGAUGCCAAGCUUUUACCGAAAAACGGCCAGAUUUCCAGUCAGAAUGGGAAACCUGAAGACCAGGAAGUGGAACUCAAUGCAGAGAUGGAGCAGCUAAAUGCACAGAAUGAGGCCCCUGCAGAAGUUGGGCAAAGCGACUCCGCAGCUGUGUCCCAGAAAGACGAAGUGGCUGAGAAGAUGGAAACAGUACAAGAAGAAGUUGAGUCUCAGGUGAACGGGGAGAAGGAAAAAGAAAAGGAUUCACCGGCUGAGAAUAACGAGUCUCCAACUGAGGAAAAGACAGAGAAGGAGGAGAAGCCCAGUGAGCCUGAGACAAAUGAAGUUGGAUUUAAAAAGGUCUUCAAAUUUGUAGGCUUUAAAUUUACAUUGAAGAAAGAUAAGAAUGAAAAGACUGAGCCUGUCCAACUGCUGACUGUAAAAAAUGAGGAAGGCGAAGCGAGCAGCUCAGAAGUCACUGAGGAAUCAAAGGCACAGACUGUGACAGAGGAGACCAAACCAUCUGAGGAGGAAGAAAGUGCACCUGAAGAGAAAGAUGUGUCCGAAACUGCAACUGAGCUUGUUGCUGCUGAGGUUCCUUCAGAAAAAAUCAAUGGGGAAGACAGUGAAAAGCCAGAAGAAGCUGAAGAGGCAGCAGAGGUAGCAGAAACAGUUAAAGAACCGGAGAAACCAGCAGAGUCUCCAACCAGCCCUGCAUUACAGGAGACACAAUCCCCUCUUAAAAGGUUUUUCUCUCAGGGGUUGUUUUCCAAUCUGAGAAAAAAGACCAGUUUUAAAAAGCCUAAAGAAGAAGAACAGCCAGUUGUUGAAAGUACUGAAGCUGUCGCUGAGGAAGAAACAAAGGAACCACAGGUAAAAGAGGAGGAGGCUCCAACAGAGGUUGAGAAAAAAGUAGAAGAGACAGCCACAGUACCGCAACCAGAACAGCCUGCAACACAAAAAGUCACUGAAGCAACGGAGGAAGUGUCAGAACCCACAGAGAAAGAACCAGAAGCAGCAGAGCAGAAAACAGAAAAGGUUAAAAGUGAUGUAGCUGCUGAGGGUCUGGAUGCUGUUCCUGAGAUUGUGAAGGAAAAAGUGACAGACCUUCAAAGCUGUGUUCUAGAAAACAAAACAGAAGCAGAGGUUCCAGAGGUGACAAGUGAAGCAGAGCAAGACAAAGCAAUGAAAGAAGAGGUUCAGCCGGGUGAGCCUGCAGCUGAGUCAAAACCCACAGCAGAAACGGUAAAAGAUGCUGUAGAACAAACAAUUCCAGAGGACUCGUCCACAAUCAAACUGCCACAAGGUGUCACAACUGAGGCUGAACUGUUAUCUUCCCAAGAAAAAGCCAAGCUACAAGGUAGUCCACUUAAAAAGCUUUUCAAUGGGACUGGAUUGAAAAAAUUGUCUGGAAAGAAACACAAAGGAAAGAAAGAGGAAGAGUCAAAGCUUACUGAAAAUGGGACUGAGCAGCUGCAAUCUUCCACUGAAUCUGCAGAAGGACAAAAAGUAGAGAGCUUACCCUCUUCACCUGAAGAAUCUACUGAGAAUGUUGUUGCAGAUGCAGACCAGACAGAGACUGGGCUGGAAACAGAAGGGGAUGGUGCUACUGAUGGAGAAAGGAAAAGGGACGGCAUUACACCCUGGGCUUCAUUCAAAAAGAUGGUCACGCCAAAGAAGCGAGUCAAAAGGCCUUCUGAGAGUGACAAAGAAGACGAGUCAACUGAAAAGCCUAAAAGCGCAACUAUGUCUUCAACAGAAAGUUCAACAUUUGCUGAGAAACAGGAAGUGUCAAAAGCCAAUGAGGAGGAACUGAAUUUAGAACCAAGCACUGAAGAGCCCAAAAAGAAAGUUGACACGUCUGUGUCCUGGGAAGCUCUGAUCUGUGUAGGCUCAUCCAAAAAGAGGACAAGAAAGACAUCAGACUCAGAUGAUGAGUCUCCAAAGUUAGCAGUGGAAGUCGAGAAAUCAGUUGAGGAAUCUGAAAAAACUAAGAAUGCAACAGGAGAAUCUCCAAUAACAAGCUCUCAAGAAGCAGACCAUGAGCAAGCAUGUUCCUCACCAGAGCAAGCUGGAAGUCCCUCUGAUGGAGAAGGGGUGUCUACUUGGGAAUCAUUUAAGAGGCUAGUUACCCCAAGAAGAAAACCCAAGCUGGAAGACAAACCAGAGGAAUCAGUUACAGCUUCUGCUGCUGAACAAGUUCCUUCAGAUGGCGAAGCUGGAAAAGAGGAAUCCUCAUUUUCUUUAAAGAAACUAAUGCCAGGGCGCAAAAAGAAGAAGUCUGAUGCCAAGCAAGAGCAUAUCCCUGCAGAUGAAGCCAGAAAAGAGGCUUUGGCAACAGAAACUGGUGAAGAAGACUCCGAUACUCCAGCUGUUGUCCCUUUGUCAGAAUAUGAUACUGCAGAGCCAGAACAAGUUGAGAUUGUGCUGCAAGAGAAGACUACAGUAGAAGUAAAGCAACUAUCAGAAGCUCAGAUUGUAACUGAAGAGGCUAAACCAGCAGCUGCUUCUAUCAUCCAAGAGGCAAAGGCAGUUUCUGAGGAAGAAAAACCUGUACCUGUGAAGACUGAAAUAGUUGAAGAAAGGUCACCAUCCUGGAUAUCAGCAACAGUUACUGAAGAAAUAAUUGCACAGAGAAUUGAAAGUGUAAGCACACACCAGCAGCUCAGUGACAUAGCUGAAGAAGUGCUAGUGGAAGACACUGUCUCAGCUGUGGAAGUGUCAGCUCAAAUCACCCAGGAUGACACUAUUGCUGAAGAUAUUGUGGAGCUGACGUCAGAGGCAGUGACAGCAUUCGAACAGGUGCAUGAAGAGUCCUUUGCUGAGGAGACUGAAAUGGUGUCAGCAGUUUCACAGCUAAACGAGUCUGCAGCAACAUCAGGAGAUGCUACGCCUGUACAGGUUACCGAAGAAUAUGAAGUUAAAAAAACAGAGGAUAAAUUGCUGGAAGUUGCCGAAAGAGUGAAGUUGACUCCCGUUGCCUUGUCUGUCACUGAGGCAGCUACAACAACAGAAGAGGCUAUUGUAGCAACAGCAGUGCAGUUGGUGGAGUCAGUUGUAAAAGAAGAUGUGAAAGCUGAUGUGGAACAGAAAGAAACAGAAGCAAUUGCAUAUUGCACAGACCUGGCCACCCAAGGGCUGGAAGCAGUUGAGAAAAGUCUUCCAAAAACCACAGUGGAGGUCAUCACUGUCAUGGAGGCAAUUUCCACAGAAGUAAUUGCUGAACAGAAGCCUGAAACAUUGGCAAUACAAGCAGCUAAAGAAUUCAUUCAAUGGGAGCUGGCAGAGCAAGCCAAGACUGAGGGAGUAGAUGCAGUUGAGGAGAUUGAAACAAAAUUUAAAGUGGCUGAGAUCAAAGGAGAGCCAGAAUCCCAAAUAACCAAAGCAGUAGAACAGAUCGUUGAGGCAUCAAAGGAACUCCUUGUAGAACAGGCAGUGGAGGAAGUCGCGCAGAUUGUAGAAAUAGAGAUAAAGAAAGAUAUUGACUCAGUGCAACCCAAAGCUGAACCAUCUGUGGAGGAGGCAACUGAACUUGAGUUAGCACAACAAUUGGAACUUAAUGGAGUGCAAGCUGAAUUUGAGGUUUUUGAAGAGCAACUGAUUAUAGCAAAUACACCAUUGUUUGAAGCAAAAGGUCCAGCUGAAGCAACAGUCGAGGAGCACAUUUGCACCCACCAUGUAGAAGUAACUGAAAAGUCAGACAUUGAAGAACAAUCACAUGAACUUGCAAAAGUUCAAGAAGUUGUUGAUGUCCACAAGGAUCCAACUGAAGAAGUCGCCCAUUCUGUGUCACAGGAAGCAACUGCCUCAAUGCCUGAAGCUCCUGCAAUUGAGAUUUCAAAAGUCCAGGAAGCUCAAUUUGCUGUAACAGCAGCUGCAGUUGAAGAGCAGGUUGGUAAAGAAACUGUCAGCAUUACUGACCCAUCAUCAGAAUCUGUAAAGCCUGACACGGUAAAGGUGAACACAGAUUUAGGAAAGGCUCUGUCAAUAAAGUUUAAAGAUGAGCUUGAAAGCACGACUGUGGUUGAACACACAGUAGCUGAGACUGCAGCUGCAAUUGUUGAAGCUGUAAUUGAAGCUGCUACCAGUGGAAUGCCUGAUGAAAACUUGAGCCAUGAACAUUUUAAAACAUUGGAUACUAAAGCAAUAGAGAAAGAACAUGCAAUUCAGACAGUAGUCAUUGAAAAACAGAGCACAAUGAUUGUUCAGAAGAUUAUCCAGAAUGUUGUUGAAAACUUCAAAGAGAAGGCAAGUGAAUCUGAAGUUGAGAUUGCAGUCCCACAAGUACAGAAUGCUCCUGAAAUACAGCUAGCAGCUCCAGAAGUUGCAUUACCUGAGAAUGAGAUUCAGGCAUCUGAGCCACAGUUUGAAGAGGAAAUCAUUUCUACAGCAUGCGUGGAAAACACUGAGACACAACCCACAAUAAUAGAGGAAGCUGAAAAAGUCACAAAAGACCAUGGUACUUUGGUGGAAGAACAUGAAUCUAUUUCUGGGACUUCAACAGUAUUACCUGAGCAGGUGGAAACAAAGGAAGAAGAAACAACUGAGCAUGCAGAAGCAACUGGCAUAGUGACACAGAGUCCAGCAUUGUUAGAAACACACACAGAGGAGGAAGUCCAGGACAAGACCGAGAACAGUGCGGGGCUGGAAGAAGUCCCAGCUGUGUUUAAAGAAAAGUACCAGGCAGUUGCUGAAGAAGCUCUGAGCCAGACAGUCAAGGAGAUAGAAAGCCUUCCAGCUGAAGAAGUAAUGAUAGUAGAAGAAAUUGAAAGGAAAUUAGUGGCUGAGGAAAUAAAGAGCCAGGAGGUGGAAGAUGAACAUAAGAGCCAGGAAGAUGAAGCCAAAGAUAAGGAAGAAGGAGUUAAGAACCAAGAGACAGAUGAAGUGAUCAAAAGUCAAGAAGUGGAGGAAGUUAAAAAGAACAACAAAUUGGCAGAGAAUGUAGAGAGUCAAGAAAUGGUGGCAGAAGUUGAGAGCCAACUGAAUGAGGAAGAAACACAGGAAGUUGUAGAAGUAAUGUUCCAGACGGUUAUUGAAGUAAAGACUCAGGCAGUGAGGGAAGACGUUGAGUGCCAGGAAGUGGAGAUUCAGAGCCAGCUACCAGUGGUAGAAGAUCUCUUGAGUCAAGCUACAGUUGUAGAAAAUCUACUAACAAAGGCUGAGGAGGAAGAAGAUACAAAUAAGCAUGAAACAGUGGAAGAAGAGGUACCAAGCGAGAUAACAGUGGCAGAUGAUGUAUCAAGCGAAACACCAGCAGUAAAAGAGAAAGUGAGUCAGGAACCCGUUGUAGAAGUACUAAGGCAAGAACCAGUGGUUGAAUAUAAAGAAUGUGAGACACCAGCGGUGACAGAGGCACCAUGUGAAACACAAGUGGCAGAAGACACAGAGAGCCAAGAACCAGUUAAAGAAGAUGUACACAGUCAAGAAAUAGCCGUGGGAGAGGGACAAAGCAAAACAACAGUGGUAGAUGUACCAAGUGAAAUAUUAGUUAAAGAGGAUACAUUGAGCUUGGAGCCAGUUGCAGAAGUACAGAGCCAAGUAGUGGUAGGAGAAACAUUACUGCCAGUAGAUGCUGCAAGUGAAACAGCAAUGGUAGAAGAUGUCACUGUUGAAACAGCAGUUGUAGAAGAAGCAUUAAGUGAAACAGCAGUGGCAGCAGUUCUGCAAAGCGAAGUACCAGUUGUAGAAGCUAUACAGAGCCAAACGGAAGUGAAAGAAGAAGUGCUAAGUCAGGAAGUAUUGAUAGAAAACGUAUUUUGCCAGGGAUCAGUGGCAAAUGAGGUUAAGGUUAGAGAAAGCCAGACAUCAGUGGUGGAAAAACAAACAACAGGGGAUGUGGAAAGCCAAACAGUGAUAGAGGUCAAGAAAGAAGGACAAGACCAGAUACUGACUGCAGAAGAUGUGCAAAGCCAUACUCCUGCCAUAGAAGUACCUGUACAAAGCAACGAAUCUGUUGCAAAAGAUCUUGAAAGCAAGACACUAGUAGACGACAAAGUAGAGAGUGAUAAGUCAGAGAUCAAAAAAGACCAGGUAGAGGUGAAAGAAGAAGCAAGCCAAGAAGCAGUAAGUGAAGAUUUGCACAGCCAGGACCUUUCAGAACAAACAGUAUCUUGAGGCAAAAGCAGGUCUAUGAAGUAAGAAGGUAAUAUCUGUGGAAGCCACAAUCUGAAAGCAGGAAAAGAAAACUGAGGACUCCUGAAUGCACACAGGAUGGGCUCUUAUAGCGUACGAGUGCACGAAGGAUAAGACGUACAUACCUACCUACCUACUUACCUGCAGCAUCAUUCCUGUCAGAAAGACAACCCUGGGACACAACCGGGAGCUUUAUCCACUGUUCUGCACAGCUGUGACCUAACAACUUUCAAUGCUUUUAGCCUGAUGAGCUUGUAAUUAAUGUGAUGUCUGUUUGCUAACUUAAUGACCAUCCACUCCUCCAUUAUUAUAACCUGCCAGGGACUGUGGAAGGCUUGUAUGGUCCUUUGUUUUAGAAAGUACUCAGUGUAUUUCCUUGUAUAGGGUAUGUAUCUAAAAUAAGCCCUUUUUUCUAUUUAUAUUAUUUUUUUGCAAGUAUAAAGAUACAGAGUUGUCCUUUAUCCGUGUCUAUGCUGUAUGCUGUUAUAGCAGGCUUUAUUGUAUUAAGAUUACAUGAACAUGGUACAGGUGUCCUGUUAAAGGCCAGUUUCAAGUAACUGUAAAGCCUCUAUGUUUGGUAAUAGACAACUUAUGUCUGAUUUUUUUUUUUUUUCAUACAAACAUAGAGUUGCCGUCAAGUGAUCAUCUGAUUUUGUGAAUCCACUUUUGAGUUUUGACAGCCUGGGGACAAUGAAUUCAUUAUUAUUAUGUGUAGAUGAAACCUUUACGAUUUACACACGCUUUGUUAGUCCACCAGUAUU